CUCUCCUCCACGCAUCCUCCUGCCUGCCUGCGCUGCACGCUUCGCCUCUUUAAAUUCGCACUAAACUCUAUUUGCAUUGUACUUCGCCCUUUGGAUACACUGCUGGAUUUUUUUGUGCAGAGCUUGCUGUGUGCUGUGCGCUCCUCGGAGACCAAACAGUAAAGGAUGGUCGGUCAGCAGAAGUGUUGGGACGCUUUUCUCGUCCCGCUGCCAACAUUUUAAUCGCUCUGGGGCCAAAUAAACCUCGCUGACAGAGAAAUUAGUCCACCUCUCUUGUUUUUUUCUCCCUCUCUCCUUUUCCAUCUCCUUUAUACACUACCCACGCGUGGAUGGAGGUGACGCUGUGCAGAAUUGAUGCCAAAUAGUAAACAAGUGUAAAUCUGCGGAGAAGUUUGACUGCGCAUCGUCUUGUGUGGAAUGGGAGAUGGAAUGUGCUACUGCUUUGCAAUGAGCCGACUGUGGGUCUGUGUCCUGCUUGUGAGCAUCACCUGCCGUCUGAGCCUCACCCAGGAAGUGACUGGAUCUUCCAAGGAGGCCGAAAUAAAUGACAAUAUCACCAUCUUCACACGCAUCCUGGAUGGACUGUUGGAUGGAUAUGACUACAGACUCCGCCCUGGACUGGGAGAAAAGGUGACAGAGAUCAAAACCAACAUCUUCGUCACAAGCUUUGGUCCGGUUUCUGACACCGAGAUGGAAUACACGAUUGACGUGUUCUUCCGACAAAGCUGGAAAGAUGAACGACUUUGCUUUAAAGGCCCGAUGGAGAUGCUUGCCUUGAACAAUCUUCUUGCCAGCAACAUCUGGACUCCGGACACUUUUUUCCUCAACGGGAAGAAAUCCAUCGCUCACAAUAUGACGACGCCAAACAAGCUGCUGCGGCUGCAGGACGACGGGACUCUGCUGUACACCAUGAGACUGACUAUAUCAGCAGAAUGCCCCAUGCAGCUGGAGGAUUUCCCAAUGGACGCCCAUGCCUGCCCCCUUAAAUUUGGAAGCUAUGCGUAUCCGGUCUCAGAGGUGGUCUACACCUGGACUAAGGGUGCAGCCAAGUCAGUGGUGGUGGCAGAGGAAGGCUCUCGACUGAACCAGUACCAUCUGAUCGGUCAGUCUGCAGGAACAGAAGACAUCUACACCAGCCGAGGUCAAUACACGGUGAUGAUGGCUCACUUCUACCUGAAGAGGAAGAUCGGCUACUUUGUCAUUCAGACCUACAUGCCCUGUUUCAUGACUGUGAUCCUGUCACAAGUUUCUUUUUGGCUGAACCGUGAGUCUGUUCCUGCACGGACUGUCUUUGGUGUGACCACAGUGCUCACCAUGACCACUCUCAGCAUCAGCGCUCGAAACUCGCUGCCUAAAGUGGCUUACGCUACAGCCAUGGACUGGUUCAUCGCAGUGUGCUACGCCUUCGUCUUUUCAGCCCUCAUUGAGUUCGCCACAGUGAAUUACUUCACUAAGAGGAGCUGGGCCUGGGAUGGAAAAAAGGCAAUGGAGGCCCAACAACCCAAGAAAAAAGACCCUCUGGCUCUGUCUAAAAAGCCCAACAACACCUGUUCAGCUGGAGUGAAUUACACAGCCAACCUAACCAAGGAUGCAUCCAUCUCUACUAUUUCAAACAGCACGGCUGUUCAGCUAAAAGCCUCCGAAACCAAGGCCCCAGACCCCAAAAAGACUUACAACAGCGUGAGCAAAAUCGACAAGAUGUCCAGAAUAGUGUUCCCGGUGCUGUUUGGGACCUUCAACCUGGUCUACUGGGCCACGUAUCUCAACAGGGAACCAGUGAUCAAAGGAGCUGAGUAAGCUCUGCCAUCAUUCAUCUUCCUGACCACCGCUUCAGGAUAUAAUAACUGGAUCCCAUCAAAUUCUAAGACAAGCACUUAGUCUUUGUAUCAUAGCUGUGGAUUUUUAUAUUAUCAAAGUACAGAUUUUCCACUACCAUAUAUUCUUCUCUGAUUCCGAUUACACGACCUGAAUCUGCAAACUGGCCAGUUCUGAGUACCAAUCUGAUACAAGACCAAGCUAUCAACUAACCCUACUUAUCACCUUGCUAAGAGAUUGAAUGUCAGCUAAUUUCCUUUUAUUACUAAGUUUUACAGUAAGUCACAACUAAGAAAAGAACAGAUAAAUACAUUAAGGAACAAAUAAUAAAUCCAUUUGGAGUUCUACUCGUUUCUGUUUAAUAGUGUUAGAGAGAAACUGUUUUUUUUUUUUAAAUAUAAAUCUGCUUUAUUUAGUGUUUUCUCUGGUUUUAAUCACAAGGUCAGUAUGUUUAAGAAAGGAAGAGAUCUGUUUGCUUAAUUUGGCUCCCAUGAAAAAAACCUCACAAAACAUUGAAAAAACACAGACCUAAAAAACAAGCAAAGCUAAGAGCUGGGUUUGCAGACCCUCAAGAUUUUCCACUGAAAUAAAAUGACAUCUUUUAGGGCUAAUAUUUUUUGUAUCCAAUCAGUGCAGAGAAAGCUGUGCAAUCUCACAUGUUAGAUGAUGUUAGAUGAUAUCAGACGCAUAUUCCGGUUCUGGCAUCGGUAUCAGAAGAACUCUUCAUCAGAUAACAUUUGCAUGUCUGUCGCUUCAGGGACAUGUUGCCAUGUUUGCCUUGCGUUUGUAAGUACGUAUAUGAUAAUAUGACUUCUCCUUAAGGACAGAUUAAAUAAAGAACUCAAGUCUGAUUAGUUUUCCAUCUCCUGAUAUUUAAACAUUUUAGCAUUUGGCAUUUAUUGUUUCUCGUCUACUCUACAGUACAGAUGCUAUAGCAAGGCCAAAUGCUAUUCAAACUAUAUUUUGAUUGUGUUACCUGAAUGCAGCUUUUACCUUUCUAACUAUUACUUUGUACAAAUGGGCUGGAUGUCCUCAAUGAAAGGCUGGGCCCAGGCCCAUGGGACUUUGCUUCCUUGUUAAAAGCAGAUGAAUAGCCAUGCUAAAUGUGUUGCCUUCAGAGUGUCAAAGCUCAUUAUGAAUGCACUGAUAUUGCCUGCAAUUGCUUUUUCAGAUUUUCAGAGGCCAAUUUUUUCAACUCUCAGUAAAUUGUUUUUUUUUUUGUUCGUUUUUAUUAAUCUUUUUGUUUCUGUUUAUGUCGAGAUGAAAUGGGGACAGAGUUGAAAGAACAAAGUGUUUCCAGGUCACCAUGUUGAGAAUCCUGUAUGUACUGUACGUAGUUUAACAAACAUGUAUAUAUGCUAUGCUUUUAGAAACGCACCACUAAGCCUGUAAGGUUAGCUUCUAUGUUAUGCAUACACAGCAACACAGUGUUACUCUAGCUUGAGCUUUAGCAAUUUUGACAGAAUAUACAAUGCUUUUUUAAAACACUGAAACAUUUAAAAUAGUUAAGUUUUUUGGAUCAGUUUGUUCUUUCUAUAAGCUUUUAUGAAAACUUGCGAAUGUUAUGAUAAAUAUUCCAAUGCUUUGAGCGGGAUCACUUUUUUGUCAUAAUUUAGAGAAACUUAGAGACUUGUCAUGUUAUAAGGCCGAAGAAAGAGAUAGAAAGUCACAAUUAAAAGGUUGUUGCAUUUUGACCUUUGUUAUCCGUAGGGUUCCAGGUAACAACAUCAAGUAUUAAUAUAAAUGUGUCAUCAUAAGAUGCACAAGGUACCUAUAGAGUCCUUAUCACAUCAGUACAGGUUCCUGCCCUUCUUUGCCUUAAAUAAAGGCAAAUAUUCCCCCCCAAAAUGUGAAAAAAUUGUCAUUAUAUGUAAAAGGAACAGUUUGAAUAUUUAUAACAAUUUGCUUAUUUAUUUACUUUCUGAGACGUAUGUGAAGACGUUGCCACCCUUAUGUUUGUACUUUAAAUAUGUAACUAAAGCCAGGAAAUUGUUGGCUUUGCUUAUCAUAAAAGGCUGGAAACAGCAUUUAAAUUAAAUAUGUUUUCCCUUAAGAGUAAGCCCCUCAAAGGCUCACUGAUACAAAUUCCUACAUUAAAUGUUUUAACUUGGAGAGAACAGAGCCAUUGGUCGGACUAUCCCAGCUGUUGCACAAGCUAAUAUAAUAGCAUACUUAACUGUAUGUAAUACAGUAAUGUAAUAAAAAAACAAAUCUAGUUGUUAUACACAACAUAGUUGUUUUUUUUUUGCUUAGGGACAGUAGAUUAAUUAGUAUUAUUGAAAGUCUGGAAUAAAUCUUUAAUCCAACUCUGUGUUAAGUGUUGAUUUUACAUUCCAAAUGAUCUCACACAUGGGUCCAGCUUGUAAAACAAGUUGCUGAAAGCCAGUGCUCCACAUCUGGAGAAAAAAAUAAUUGGGUUAAAAUGUAUAGUUUGUAAUGAAUAAGUGAACAAGGUUAAAAGUAUCAGUUGUCAACAAGUGAUUCUUGGAUGUGGUGGGAACAGUUUAUUUCUAAGCAGGAUGUACAAGCUUUCCUUAAUAGGAAGGCUUUUAUGAGUUAUUUAAGCUCCUGUGAGGAACUUUUGCAUGUCAUUCCCCUGUCUCUCUCCCUGAUGUCCUACUCUGCCUACUGUCCUAAAGGCUAAUGCUAAAAAACAACAACACUAUUUUACCAGUUUAAUGCAUCAGGCAUGGUCAAUAUUUGCCACUGGAAAAGUAGAAAAAAAAUUCUAGUCCGAAACCUACCCGGUGGCAGCGGUUACAUGCAUCAGUAUCAAUUUCAGUGCGUUUUAUAACCAGUCAAAAACUCUUCACAGGAGCUAUAAACAAUCUUCUAAUCUUACUGUAUGUCUUUGACUUUGUCUUUUUUGUGUUGUUUUAUCUGCUUUCCUUUUUGCCCCUCAACAAUCUAUUUUGAAGCAUCUGCUUUCUUUUCUGGUCAAGGGUUGAAUAAAAUAUGAACGUGAUGAUGAUGUGACUUAAUGCCUUCUGUGCAGCCGGGACACUAUUUAAUGCGUUUAUGGAGCACACAAGAUGUAUUGUAUUAUAACAUUUAAGGUACAGAAUGUUCUUUAAAUGCAAAUAUCUGAAGCAAUAAAUAAUGCUUUCAUUAUGGAUAACUUCUGUUUAUGGUAAAAUGUCAUCAUGUGACUUUUAAUUUGUCUUUUUAUUCCAUUUUUGCAAUAGUCUUUUUCUAUAUUUGACUAUACUUGGAUUCAUUUAGGCUCUGCUCUUCUCUCUUUGGAAGCACAGUGCUCUUCUUUGUUUUGGUAAAAGACCUGUGAAGGGGACUAAUGAAAGGGUCUGAUUCAAACCUUUACUUUUUCCUCGAUUGUUAUGCAUACGUGAUUCCAAAUAAAGCUUCUCUGACUCAA
Molecule: messenger RNA, 5188 nt
Organism: Labrus bergylta (ballan wrasse)
Lineage: Eukaryota; Metazoa; Chordata; Actinopteri; Labriformes; Labridae
Gene: gabra5
Product: gamma-aminobutyric acid type A receptor subunit alpha5
Biological process (GO): regulation of postsynaptic membrane potential; synaptic transmission, GABAergic; signal transduction
Cellular component (GO): neuron projection; dendrite membrane; synapse
Molecular function (GO): benzodiazepine receptor activity; inhibitory extracellular ligand-gated monoatomic ion channel activity; GABA-A receptor activity
Source: RefSeq, a predicted model, not a curated record